Molecule: messenger RNA, 1370 nt
Organism: Saccostrea cuccullata (small rock oyster)
Lineage: Eukaryota; Metazoa; Mollusca; Bivalvia; Ostreida; Ostreidae
Product: RNA polymerase II subunit A C-terminal domain phosphatase SSU72-like
Exons: 7
Coding region: 138-728 (196 amino acids)
Biological process (GO): termination of RNA polymerase II transcription
Cellular component (GO): nucleus; mRNA cleavage and polyadenylation specificity factor complex
Molecular function (GO): RNA polymerase II CTD heptapeptide repeat phosphatase activity
Source: RefSeq, a predicted model, not a curated record
AUUUAAGUAAAUAAAAUCAAUGCACGAGUUAAUUAUAAUAGUGCAAUUUUAGGAUCGAGCUAUCAAAUUCUUGUCACACCGGAAACAUAAAUAUAAAUUGUGUCAAAGAAGCAGAAACUGAGACGUUGGUAGACGUCAUGACGGACGGAGGCUCUCCACUGUCUGUUGCUGUGGUCUGCUCCAGUAAUCAGAACAGAAGUAUGGAGGCACACAGCUUUUUAAGUAAGCGGGGGUACAAUGUACGAUCUCUUGGAACUGGUAGUCAAGUGAAGUUACCAGGAGCUACAUUGGACAAGCCCAAUAUUUAUGAUUUCAACACAACCUACGAUGAAAUGUACAGAGACCUCAUGAGAAAGGAUCCAGAAUUAUAUACACAGAAUGGAAUUCUCCACAUGCUGGAUAGGAACAGAAGAAUUAAACCAAUGCCAGAGAGGUUUCAGGCCUGCAAGGAGAAAUUCAAUGUCAUCAUCACAUGUGAAGAAAGAGUGUACGAUCAAGUCAUAGAAGACUUUGAAACAAGAGAAAAGGAAGACAUGCAGCCUGCUCACAUCAUAAACAUUGACAUCCAAGAUAAUCACGAGGAAGCCACGAUUGGAGCUUUUCUGAUUGGAGAUCUGGUUACCAUGCUGUUUGAGUCUGAAGAUCUGGACAAUGAUAUAGACGAGAUUUUACAAGAUUUCGAGCCCCGAGCUGGCAGACCCAUUCUCCACACGGUCUGUUUUUACUGACCUCUGGUCUGCUGUGAAGGUGUUGGAUGGAUUAAAAUGCAGAACUAUUUCUGUUGACCUCUGAUUUGAAAAGAAUAUCCCCUCAUCAGUUGCCAAGUCAUUGAUACUGAACUUGUAUGACAAACUACAUUUAUGUAUAUGUCAUUGUUGUUUGUUAAAAGUCAUUAUGUUUAGUUGAUCCACGGAAUAAUGUAAAAAUUUGUUUUAUAACAAAAACUAUUCAUACUUUUUAUCAUUUUAAAAUAAAGCAAAUGAAAUGCUGAUGCUAAUGAAAUGUAAUAUUCCAUGGUUGUAUUAAGGAAAAUUGACAAUUUUAAUUAAUUAAUAUUUUCUUUGAAGAACUUGACAUUUUCUUAUACUUGUGUACAUUUAGACUCUGAUUUUAAUAAAUGGAUAUUUUCUUUACAAAACUUGACAAUUUCACAAAAUGUGUGAAAAUUUAGACUUUAUAAAGCUCUAAAUGGUUAAGCUGGAACUUUCCAUUGCUAUAAAGACUUUAUGUGUUGUUAAUUUAUCUUUGUCUUUUCAUUUUAUUGUGUGUUUCAUGUUUCAAACUUAAAAUUUAUUACAUUAAGCACCAAAAUAUCUGGGUUCUGUUACAAUUUUAUUGUACAACAGAAAUAAAGCUUAUUUUUGUUUUAA